Molecule: messenger RNA, 2799 nt
Organism: Morchella importuna
Lineage: Eukaryota; Fungi; Ascomycota; Pezizomycetes; Pezizales; Morchellaceae
Exons: 8
Coding region: 1-2799 (932 amino acids)
Source: RefSeq, a predicted model, not a curated record
AUGGAGAGUUCCUCAUCAAAUCGGGCCAGAUGGUCUGGCAAUUCCGACAAUAAUGAGGGCCAGCCAUGGUCCUUCGGAAAAGCGAUUACCUGUGGCUCUGUUGCUGGCUUUUCUGGGGGAGGCAUGCCGGGGACUUAUCCAGUCUCACCUGACACCAGUGGCAGCCCCCGCAACUUUGAUCCUGACGAUCCAGGAGAGGGGAUAUGGCAUAACCACAGUACCAGAAACAGUCUUCGAGGUACUACGGUAAGUCGUGGCUCAGCGUCUGCUGCCUCUGAUUUUGUUGUCGACAUCGAAAAUCUUAAGGUCGAUGCUGGCAACAAUGAGGCGGACGCUUUCCACACAGCAAGAACAGGCUUUGUCCAACAGCCAUCGCCGGUGUACCGUAAUGGUAUUGCCAACAUUUAUUCCCCUACUCCUACACGCCCAUACCACCAUUCAAAUACGUGGUCGAUGUCUGACUUUGGUCAGGCAUCUGAAGAUCUUUCCCGUCACUCUGGGAACUUCUCGCAUUCGAGAAGCAAUGCUUUAUCUGGAGUCUUUACUCUCGAUGUUCCUCAGCAGGCUCUGACAAGAGUUAAUUCCGCGGUUUCCCCUCAUCGGGUUGCUACACCUGAUAUCGGUAUCCAACUCGCUGCUUAUGCAAUUGCGGACAGUAUCCUGGGUUACAUUUUCGGAGCAGUCAAAGGAUUCUUUUCUUGCAUUGGCUCCAGACGCAAAGAUCCUAGGCCCGAAGAGCCACAUGAUGACCAGACUCAUGGCAUACCUGUAGCUGAAUUUAUCAUCACUAUCGAUGAAGCGAGUGUCCGGGAGGGAACAAUAUCAUCCGAAACUGAACUUGACUAUGCAACUGAAAUGGAGCGGAUCAGGAAUGUUCAGAUAGGGCUUGCUGAUGAAGAGGAGCGUCCACAAUCGGUUCUCCUUCCACCAUGCCCCGUAUAUGUUGCGGAUCAAUUCACACGUCCCAGAUCGAAAUCAUUUACCCUUCCACCAUCCCUCCUAUAUGAUGCAGAGGAACUACGUCCCAGAUCGAGGCCGAUCAGUUAUCCAGGCGCCCCAGACGGCGAAGGUAUAGCUACUGUCAAACAAGAAAUUACGACAGAGAUGUACGAAGAACUUGAUACAAUCAACGAUAUCCACACUGGGGAGGAUUAUUCUUCCAGUGACAUCGACGAUUACCAUAAAGUGCUCAGGAAUGGCAUUGGGACUGAAGUGGGAGAUUACCACGAAACCCUCAGAGACAUUGAAGCAGCCCAAAUCAGGCCAGGUGAUUAUGAAGUAUAUACUCCGAUCCCUAAGAAACUAAAGAGAAAAGGCAAGGAACGUCUGAGUGAUUUCCUUUCCCCAAUUGUGGAUGUAGCUUCAUCGGUCAGGACAUUUCUGUCUUCAACAAUAUCCAUCGGGCAUGAAGAGGACGACAUUGGCUUUACUUCCUCCGAGGAUGCAUCCCCUUCGACACCUACACUCAUCAGAGCAGCUAUCGGUACCAGCAUUACCAACGCGCGUAGAGUCGCCGGUCUUUCCCGAAAUGGGGACGGUAUCGCUGCAGAUGCAGACACUCCCGAGGACAACCCUAAGCUCUUAGCACUCUUUGGGGGAAAGAAGCCCCCCGAAGAGUAUCUCCGCCCUCGAACUCCCCCAUAUAACAAGUCCAACUACGAAUUCCUGACGAAAGAGAUUCGCUUCCGGAGGAGACAACUCGACUUGAAGGAAGAAACCGAGGAAAGCCUUUAUCUCUUCAACAAUAACAUGUGGGGAGACGAGAGCUUGGGAUACGAAAUCUACGAGUCCGAAGAAACCACAGGAGAAAUCGUUGAAGAGGACAGUCUCCACGAUGGCUCUGAAGAGGAACAGCUUGAAGAAGAGGAAAUCCCGGAAGAGGGGGUUUAUGAAGAGCACUCUACUUGUGGUAAUUCUGAAAUAAAGGAUUCUGACAGCGUCAUCGUAGGAGAUAGUAUGGCCCAAGGGGAUUCUGACAGCAUCGCUGAAGAAGAGAAUGUGCACAAAGCGGAUGUAGACGAAUACGUCAAAAUGCAUCGUGAUCAACAAGACUUUAAGCAAGCUUUCACUACGAUGUUUGAAGACAAAAUGAUUUUCGACGCAGCUCAUCCCGACAGCGGCACUCCAGACGGCUCCGAGUGUGGCCCAUCUGACUGCAGCAACGAUUUCGAUGGCUGCAAGGUGCUAGGAUCACCUACCUCUGGUAGCGAGAACAACUUCGAUCUCUCUCUAGUAGAAACCCCAGUGGUCGAACGUCGCAUCAGUGCCAUAAGCACAAUCAGCACCACUAGUGUUGUCUCGAAGACAGAGGCAAUCAAAGUUCUGCGCCAAGAAUUGCAUCACCUUGGUAUCGGAAGCUCAGGAGAUCCCCUUAUAGACAAGUUGACAUGGACUUCUCGUCACACAAGCAUUGUGAGCGUUGUCGAGAGGCCAGAUUCGUUCCGGAACCUGGUCGACCUCUUUGGAGAUGAGGAAGAGUCCGAAGAUGACUCAAAGAAAACCAAACUCACUUUUGGUGGAAACAAACCCUUGUUUCGUAGGGAUCAAAGAGCAAAUGCAACAAAUGACUAUGUACCGUCUGAGAUGGGACACGUUUCUUACUAUCUCCGGGCCGCCGAAGUCAAGCAGGGCAUCGUCAGCGAGACGAGUGCCAAUUUUCGCAAAGAAAGUGCUGCUCGGAUGUCAUAUGCUCACCUGUACGAUGCAGAAGACCUAGUUGCUUCUGACGAAGAUGAGCAAGAACAUGAGAAGGAGUAUAAACGAUACUACGAGGAGCAACAUCGGCUCCAGUGCGGUUAG